Molecule: messenger RNA, 1585 nt
Organism: Cornus florida
Lineage: Eukaryota; Viridiplantae; Streptophyta; Magnoliopsida; Cornales; Cornaceae
Product: phosphatidylinositol N-acetylglucosaminyltransferase subunit C
Exons: 2
Coding region: 401-1312 (303 amino acids)
Biological process (GO): GPI anchor biosynthetic process
Cellular component (GO): membrane; glycosylphosphatidylinositol-N-acetylglucosaminyltransferase (GPI-GnT) complex
Source: RefSeq, a predicted model, not a curated record
CCCUACAUUUCUUUAUUUUACUUUUUGUCCCUAUCCGAUCGACCCCCAAAUUCACGAUCAAUCAAAGUUCACGACCUCCUCCUACUUCAAUCGCGACUUCCUCCACCGUCAGUGGCGAUCCCCUCCACCGGCCACCGGAGAGAAGAAGAUCCUCCACCACUCUCUCUCUCCUCUCCGCCGCGAGCUACUCCAGGUAUGGACCCCUGAUAGCCUGUUUGGCUGAACAGGAUUCUGCGAUUUCAGUGAUCAUGGGGAUGCAAAAUUGUUCAAUCAGAGAUAUGCUGUCUAUUAGAUCCUGGACACUUUUGAACAUCACUACAAGAGCAAGAUUCACAUAACGAAUUUGAAAUUUGGUUUUUGCUACUAUCGUAUACACACAAUCAUUCAGUGUUCAGUCCAAAUGGCGACCAGUAUCAUCGAAAGUUCUUGUCCGAGCCAACUCAAAUGGAGAAAAGUCGCAUAUGGAGGGAUGCAACCUGGUUUUGAUGACAACCAUACAGAUGAAUCUUUUCUUGAAUAUAUGGUCAUGAAUGCCAACGUUGUUAAACGUGAUAUACUUAAGGUGAUGCUAGAUUCAGUUUCCAUCUCUCAAUACAUAUGCAUUGUCACUCUGGUGGUCUUGGUUUGGGCCUACACUCUUCAAUCAACCAUUAAUGAAAAUUCUCUCUUACUUCUAGAUGUAAGCCUUCUUGGAUCAGGUUUCUUUGUUCUACUUUUAACUGCAGAAAUGCUUUACUUCAAUCUUCUUCUGAAUUACGUUCUCAAAAUCUCUUUCUUUAUAACCGGAUUGUACGUUUUGUCUCCUAUCUACCACACACUUACCUGGUCCAUAAGCUCGGACUCCAUAUGGGCACUAACAGUUUCGCUUAUCAUACUCCAUCUCUUCCUCCAUGACUACUCAGGAUCCACGGUAAGAGCUCCGGGGGCUCCAGAAAAUCCGACAUUUACAAGCAAUAUCUCAUCAAAUGCUUCCAUCGUGGCUUCACUUCUUAUUGCUUCUCGCCUCCCAUCUAGGCUUCAUGUGUUUGCAAUUGUGCUAUUCUCCUUGCAAGUGUUCCUCUUUGCUCCAUUAAUCACUUAUUGUAUCAAGAAGUACUCUUUUCGGUUGCACAUCUGGUUGUCGUUUGGGUUGAUGGUUGUGACAUUGGCCUUUGCCUAUAGGUUUCACAGGGUACUUUUUGUGCUGUUGUUGGGUGUCUUGGUUUUCGUUACCGUGGUGUGUCCUUACUGGCUUAUAAGGAUCCAGGAAUACAAGUUUGAGAUCAAUGGUCCUUGGGAUGAAGCUAAACUCUGUUUUGACAUAACCGAGUGAAUUUAAUCUCUCUCUCUCUCUCUCUCUCUCUCACACACACACACACACACACAAACAUUUUAUUCAAUUGUUUAUGUUGACACAUUUAGGUUGACAAUAUAAAAGAGCAAGAUUCAUUGUACCCAUGUUUGAAAGUAAAUGUUACUUUGAUUUGCAUUCAGAAUUUUGCAUAUAUAUUUUUUUCUUCACCAAAAAACUGCUAAAAUCUACUCUAUUUGUCAUGCAAUCUGCCAAGAAUUGGUUAAUUGGUUUUCUUCGAAAGCUGCGUGAUAU